This is a messenger RNA of Etheostoma spectabile (orangethroat darter), 3208 nucleotides long. RefSeq names its product protein associated with LIN7 1, MAGUK p55 family member b (gene pals1b). The transcript has 14 exons. NCBI's taxonomy places the organism in Eukaryota, Metazoa, Chordata, Actinopteri, Perciformes, Percidae. The coding region runs from base 369 to 2333 and encodes 654 amino acids. Gene Ontology annotation, molecular function: protein binding. The record is from RefSeq and is a predicted model, not a curated record.
GUGUUGCCAGGGAGACGACUGAAAACACAGUUUUACAGCAAUGGCCACAAGUGUCCCGAGUCGGCUGUGGGACAAAACUCGCUGCAGCGGCUGAACGCGGUCCUGCGAAGACCAGGAGAGAACUUGUGCUUUUCCUCGCCGUGUGUGAAUAAAACACACAUUCCAGAGCGUGGAAUUAUAAAGGAAUAACUGCUGCUUGCCUAAAGCCGUUCAGCUUCCUAUCUUUGAAGUGGAUGACAGAUCACAGAAAGAACACAGGCUGACAUCCUCUCAUUGCCGUGAAAUGGCCUCUGUUUUGAGCAGUGCCUCGUAUCACUCAAGCAGAUCUCAGUGAACAUUGGUUUGAGCUGGAUGCUGCUGCAGCAGGGAUGAUCAUGUCCCAUAUGAACGGUUAUGUACAAGAGGCCUCUGGUCAGGCCAAGAGCCACAGGGAAAGGGCAGUGGACUGUCCAGGAGAGGAACUUUGCCUUGUCAAAUCUCCACACUGCAGUGCCCACAUGGAGAGGAUUCAACACUACCAGGAGGAACUUAAGAAGAAGAGAGAGGAGGACAGCAGGGGGAAGCACGACAUAGACCCCAAUGCUUCACUUAGGCUCAAGAAGCUGUCACAGAACCCCAAGGUGGGCAUUGACAAUCCUACCUUUGAGGGGAAGGAAAAGGCCACCAAAGACUCAUGCUCCCAGGAGGCUGUAGUUGGUAAGUUGAAAGAACUGGUGGACCUGCUGCAAGCUCUGAAGUGGGCGCAGCACUGCCUGACUGAUGCGCAGAGCCAGCAGGAUGCAGAGCUGAUAAUGCAGCUCCUUGCCAAGGAGGACUUCAAGAAUGCCUACACCAUCUACAGUGCUGUAUCCCAGCAGAUGACCAGAGUCAGUCCCAACUCGCCCCUCACAGCACAAGCAAAGGAUCUCUGCCAGGAGGUUCAAAAGAUGCUCCAGUCCAGCCAACAGAUGGACGGUUUGGAGCUCAAGGCUCUGCUCACCAAUCCUCAUCUCCAGGCACUGAUGCAGGCCCAUGACAGUGUGGCAGGGCAGGAAAUGUCAGAGGAAGAUGUGGUUGAGUACCAUGGAGAGACAGUUAAAUUGGUGCGGCUGGAGAAGGCCCGCGACACGCCACUGGGUGCGACAGUACGUAACGACAUGGACAGUGUGGUGGUGAGUCGUGUGGUGAAAGGUGGAGCAGCAGAGAGGAGUGGCCUUCUCAGUGAGGGAGAUGAGAUCCUGGAAAUUAAUGGGAUUUCUCUCCGUGGGAAACACGUCAAUGAAGUCCACGACUUACUGCAACAAAUGCAAGGCACCCUGACCUUCCUCCUCAUCCCGAGCUCUCAGAUUAAACCUGCCCCACACAGACAGACUGUGAUGCAUGUACGAGCUUACUUUGACUACGACCCCUCCGAUGACCCCUUCCUGCCGUGUCGGGAGCUGGGCCUAUCCUUCCAGAAGGGGGACAUCCUCCACGUUAUCAGCCAGGACGACCCCAGCUGGUGGCAGGCAUACAGGGACGGAGAUGAGGACAACCAGCCUCUGGCUGGACUCAUUCCAGGGAAAAGCUUCCAACAACAGAGAGAGACCUUGAAGAGAACUAUGACAGACAGGAGUCGAGAGCACCAAGGGAAGCUUUGGUAUGCAAAGAAAAACAUAAAAAAGAGGAAGAAGAGCACAUCUACCUUGAGCAGAAAUACUGACUACGACGACAUCCUGACCUAUGAGGAGAUGUCGCUUUAUCACCAGCCUGCUAAUCGUAAACGUCCCAUCGCUCUGAUUGGUCCCACAAAAAGCGGUCAUGAUGAGCUGCGUCGGAGGCUUCUGUCCAUCGAACCAGAAAAGUUUGCUGUUGCUGUUCCACACACAACAAGAAACUCAAGGAUACAUGAGCGGAAUGGGCGCGAGUACCAUUUUGUGAGUCGGCCUGCCUUUGAUACUGACUUAGCGGCAGGGAAGUUCAUUGAGUCGGGGGAAUAUGAGAAGAACUUGUACGGCACCAGCACUGACUCAGUUCGACACAUUAUCAACUCUGGACGCAUCUGUUUGCUCUGCCUCCACACCAGGUCACUGCAGAUAUUGAGGUCCUCCAACCUCAAGCCCUAUGUCAUCUUUAUUGCGCCUCCUUCUCAGGAACGACUACGCACCCUGCUGGCCACAGGGGGGACGACACCAAAGCCUGAAGAGCUAAAGGAGGUUAUUGAAAAGGCCCGCGAGAUGGAGCAAAAUUUCGGCCACUUCUUUGAUGCAACCAUUGUGAACAUGGAUCCAGACCAGGCUUUCCACGAGCUGCGCAGGCUCAUAGACAAGUUGGACACUGAGCCACAGUGGGUGCCCACCUCCUGGUUGUGCUAGACGUCACAUGGUGUCACUGCACGGAGACUCAGGGUAAUGGGAGUGGGAAAAACGAAUGUUCUUGGAGAUUUAAAAAUGAAGGAUGGACAGUGGUGAUUGUCACUGGAUUUUCACUUGCACAUUCUCCUCAUUUAUGAAAGAGGUGAGGUUCACAUGUUGCAGGGAUGGACUCAAGUUUCUUAAAAUUCUUUAUCUUAUUCUUUGUGUGUGUGUGUGUGUCUGUGUGUGUGUGUGUCUGUGUGUGUGUCUGUGUGUGAGUCAUCAUGAGUAAUUUUUUUCUUUGUUCAUUGUUGAUCUCAGUUAUAUGCAAAGUCAUCUAUCAAACACAUAGACAUGUUUCUAUCCCAUCUUAAUAGUUAUUUAUAAUUGUAAAUAUAUAUUUUCUAGACAAAAGGCUCAAAUAUUUUAUUAUAUGUGUGUGUGAAUUGUACAAAAUUGUACACUCAACUGGGAUAGUGUUAUUGUCACAAUUGUUAAAUAGCUUUCUGAUGAAGCAGUAAGGCACCAAACAGAAGAGGAGCACUUGCUUGAAGUGGCUGCAGUGUAACAUCUUCCAUUCAGAAACACAGAACAAUCUGCUGUAACCUGCCCAGCUUUGGGCUACUUCCUCUACCCCAGUGUCAGUAUUAUUUUAUAGUCUCAUGUUCCAUAUACGCUGUGAUAGCAUACCUCAAAUCUAAGGUACUUUUUCUAGCUGGUUAUUGUUACUAUUAGUAAGUCAUGCUGCGAUUGUAUUUUUCUACCAGUAUUGUAUGAACAAAAAAUCUUGGUGUAACUCAAGCAAAUACGGGAUUGCUUCCUUGCAGAGUACAUAUUAAAUGAUAAGCACAAUUCUGGAAAAGUGUUAAUAAAAUCAGGUACACAUGUGAACAAGU